UGCGCCAAGCGAGGCUCGGGCUCCGUGCGAGCCGCGCUGGGCCGGCUCCCGACAGCCCGGCCGCAUGGCGGCGGCGGGCCGGGAUCCCGGGCGGGCGGAGCGCGGCGCUGAGGGAAGGAGGCGCCCGAGCCGACCCGGGAGCAGCGGCCCGGGAACCGCAGCUCCCGCCAUUCCCUUCGCGGGGCGCGGCCCGCCGACCCGGAGCAGGAAGCAGAGGAUGGCGUCCCUUGACCCCAGGGCGGCACUGAAGAGGGAGCGGGGAAUGAUGGAGAUGGGAUGAGAGAAGUGUCCUGCACUGCAAAUGGCCUCCUGUUUGACACUUAUUGCUUGCUAGUCUGGAGCCAGCCUUGGUGGAUGAGGAAGGUUGGUGACUCUAAGAUGUUUGAGAGAAUCAAACGAUCUGAUGGAGCUUCUGCUUCUUCAGCACAAGGAAUCCAAAGACAUGGUGUUGAGAGCUCUCCACGACAGGACAGCAGUAGCAGUUUACACAGAAGAGGGCAAGAACAUCCUGGGCCCGGAGCCCCCACUGUGCGAAAUAGACAAGGGUACUGCAACUGUUGCCACGUACACUACAGCAAUCUGGAACAGCAUAUUUUCAGCUCCCAGCACAGACAUUUUACAACAUACUGCAGGAAUCGUACGGGUACCAGUAGCUUGAUGGAGCGUUUCCUUCAAGAUGUUUUGCAGCAUCAUCCCCACAGAUACCAUGACAGCAGACCAACCUAUGAUGACAUGCCAUUCCCCGUCACUCUAGAGGCUCCUAGGAUUUCUUGCCCGUCCUCAGAAGAGAUGCAGAAAAAGAGAAAUAGUGAGAAACAGGAGAGUUCCAGCAAAGACCAGGAGUCCCUUCGUGAAAUAGGUUCUUCUGUUCCAUGCCUGUCUCGUGAGGGUACAAAGAAAACUUCUGUUACACAAGCAGGUUUUCAAAGACUUCAAAGAGACCAGGAACGUGUUCCAGGAAUAUCCCAGCAGUCUGUUGGCAUUUGUAGCGAUAAGAAAUGGGUAAAUCUGAAACACGCUCGAAUUGCAGAUCAGAGCCAUGAAGGCCAGUCUACAGCUGUGAGCCCUGUACCUCAGCAGUUUUCUCUCAGUCCUACAAGCCACAGUUCCUCUGUUAAUCCUAAAACAGGAAAAAAUGUUAGGGAUUUGGCAGCAUCAAAUCUGUUUCUGCAUAGAGGAUGUGAUGAAAGAGCAGGGGAGGACUGCAGUAGGGAUAUGUUAUUGAAGCCACGCUUGAAUCGUGCUUCAGCACUGGUUCACCCAAAAUGCCCUUCAGUUUCUCAUCGGAUUCCUACAUGCAGCCACAGCAAUUCUUCCUUUAUUACCUCAGGUCAAUCUCUCUCAAAGCGAGAUAGUUUACGAACUCAGGAUGAAACUUUGGUGUCUGAUCUCCAUCUCAGGGAUACUGUGGGUAUCAGCAGCUCCCUUGAUCUUGGGACAUCCCCACGGCUAGCAAGAUGCAAAAACAUAAAGACAAACAGAGGUGAUGAAAGUUCAGUGGAUGAAACUAUUGAAGAUGUAAUUGUGAAAUACUGCCAUGAAACUACAUCUGAAGAAAUCUAUUUCAAAGAAGAGAAUAAUCCCAGUGUACCUUUUUCAUCACUUCUGGACCAUACUAAUUUAGAGGGCUCCGAAAUGAGUUUUGACUGUGAUGCACCAAUACAGGUAGGAACAAAUUUACCCAAGGCAGCUAUAAAAGAUAUAGAAUUCCUGAAAGAAGUCCAAGUAUGUUUGCAAGAUAAAGACUAUGGAACACAGCUCUCUUCUGUUUUAAAAACGGAGUCAUCAGAGAAAAUAGAAGCAGUGAAAAAGGAUGUUGUAGUUCAUACCGAAGAACCAGUUCUUCCAGCCCUGCCUCAUGUGCCUCCUUCUUUUGUGGGAAAAACUUGGUCUCAAAUAAUGUAUGAAGAUGAUAUAAAAAUUGAAGAACUAGUGCGUGAUUUCAGGGAAGGUCGUUUUCGCUGCUACUUUAACAGUGAAUCCUCAGCCAACUGUACAGGGAAGAGAAUGAAGAAAAAAAAGCAGAAGGAUGAAAAAAGGAUCAAUAUUAUUGAGGGUAAUAGAACAGAAAGUGCACCAGUUAAAGCACUGCCAGAAUUUCAUGAUGCUUUGAGUGGUGGCUCUGAUUUUGAUAACCCAUCUUUAGCCUCAGAUACACUAUGCAACCCACAAAUUGUAAAAAUGCCUAGGAAAAGGACGUGGCGCCUGGCCUCAAGGUGUCAGGUGGUUAAAGUCAGCCAUGGCACACAAACAAGUCUGCUGAACUACCCUGUAGCAAAAAGGAAAAUGUAUAGAAGGGAAUCUGAUCCAGCUGAUCAGAAAGCAAGCAUUGCAUGGCUGGAGAACGAAAAAACUCCAAACAUGAAAACUAGGCUAUGUGCCCUUAAACUUCCAGAGUCCUAUAGCAAGAUCAUGAAUCCUGUACAGCCCAAGACAGUGGUAUAUGUACUCUCGUGCCCAGAGGUAAAACAGUGCAAAGGUAAACCUACAGAUAUUCCCAAAAUGAGGAAAAAUCAUCACUCCACAGAUAGCAAGGACUCGGUAAGAUAUAAAUACAAACAGUCUUCUCUCAAAUAUUAUGACCCACUGACAAAUCGAAUUCUGAAAACACCUCCAAAGAGUACAGUUGGAGAAAAGGCCAAAAAGCCCUCUCAUGUUCGACAGCUUUUCAGAAGUCUCAGCUUUGAUGCAAACAUGAAGAAACUAGCUGAUACACAGAGAGAGAGCACGCCAUCAAAGUCACUCAAUUGGUCAGACUUCUGUAGUUCUUCAGCAUCUUUCCUGCCCGAUCGAGAUAAAGGGAGUGAUGCAGCCUCAAGUCAAAAGGCAGAUGGACCAUCUGUUGCCACAGAAAGGACAGAUUGUCUUGUAUCUGAGAACUCUUUUAAACACCUAAUCAUUUCACCUUUGAACUCUGUGAUAGAAGGAGAUUGUAGAUUAAUUCCAUUUAAUAGAAUUACCAAAACUCCUCUGACCUCCAUCAGGAGUGAGUGGUCAGAAAGGGAGACUCCAAAAGCAAUAUGGAAGAGAAAAGAAGGCACUAACAAAGAACCAGUUUUUUCCAGAAAGGCUGCAGGAUCUAAGUCUGUCAGAUGUACUCUUGCAAGGAGAGGAACCAGAGUAACCACAGGCAAACAAACAUCCAGGACUAAAAAACAGCAGAAAGAGGGGAUGAGAAGACAACUUCAGCCUUGUGCCCAGAAAUCUGCUUUCUCCAUCCAUAGGUGCCAGACAAGGAAAACUACAGUGGGAAAACACCCUAAGAAAGAGAAGCCUGAUGCUAAAAAAUUAAAGGUGAGGAGGAAACCAAAAAGGGCCUUUCUGAACUCAACAGUUGUAACAGGGAUUCCUGAAAAAAGGCAGAAAGUCACAUCAGAAUCUUUUCCCAAGAAACCAGAGCAAGCUUCCUCCAAAGUCAGGAACUGGGAAGUAAGUGGAGAUCGGGGUCAUCCUGGCACUGUGAACCGACCCUCUAGAAGAACUUCUGCUGUACCAUUACUUCGAAACUGUCUUGUUCUACCAGGUGAGAGCUAGCUACCAAAAGAACUUUUUUCUUCUUUUUUUUUUAUAGCCAGCACCUGGAAGAAGGAAGGAGAAAAAAAGGAGGCCAUAGACAAUGCAGUUGAAGUGCUAGAGCUCCAGAAAGCGCAAAGCCAGUCUAAUGUGAAAUAAAUAAAACUGUAAACUCAGCUCUUGUUCCUGGAAUAUGGGGGCACUAUGUAUUGCACUGUUCUACUGUGUAAAGCUGCAGAAAUUGUGGAUUUGAUUUAAAAGCACUUAUAAUCAUACUUACUAGUCUUCACCAGUACAUCAGCAAAAUGACCUUGAAUGGUAUCAUAUUGUUAUUAUGGUAUUAUCAGUGCAUAACAGUGCACUAUAAUAAGGUAAUUUAGAAGCUGUGUUAAUUAAUUGUGCCUAUUUUAAUUUUGUCAGUUCUAAAAUGCAGAAGAUAACUCAGUUGCUAUGCUAGAAAUUUAAUGAAGAUACAUCAAUCAGGGCAGAAUUCUGUGUAUGUAUUUUGUGUUUGUGUAUAUGUGCACCUUCUUCAACACAUAAUAUAUACUUGCCUGUGGAAUGGCAUUAAAAUUAAUACAGUAUGAUACAAUUCAGAUCAAUUCAAUGCUUUCUUGAAAUGAAAUAUAAUUUUACACAUUUUUGUAUAGACUUUGUUCCUGAAAUCAUGUCCAAAGCUUUUUUUUUUUGGGCUGAAAGUCGCUGUCGGCUCUCAUCAAGCAAUAAUGGACCAUGCUGGUAAGGAAAUAUGUUUCCUUAGGGGACUGUUCAAAUGGUGGUAGCUGAAGUGAAAUCUUGAAUUCUGAAAGAAAUACAGGGUUAUGUUUGGGGGCUUUUUUGUUUUUUUAAUAGCUUGUUGAUUAAGUUUGUAGGUGAAUUUCACAUUCCUUAGUGAGGGGGAUGGAAAAGUUAUAAUGCAAACAAAUAGCAGUAAGUUGUUUUAGAAUGUCAGCCUUGAGUUUGGGGUUCUGUGCUUUUCUAGCUCUAUUUGGUGUAGUGUUGGUUAAAUUUUUAUGGACUAGAGUUCAAACUUUCUUUCUAAAUAUUCAGUAAAAUAUUUAAAUAAACCUAACACAGCAUCCAUCUAAAUGUAUUAGAGUUCAAAUAUUUGGUUAAAAACCUGGUUGAAUAAAAAUUAUAUUCCACAGCGAUUCAAGUUCGGCCACUGAUGUUCCAUCUACUAUGGUUUUAUGGCAAAAAAACCCCAAACCCAUGGUGGUUUAGAUUUUCUUUCUUUAUUUAAUAGUUGUUAUGAUGACAGUUUAUUUGCUGUGGUUAGAAGACAUAAAGCCAGUCUUAUGGAUGUUUCUGUGCUUUAAAACCGAAGAUUAAUGGUUCAUUUACAGUAAAUUAAGCACGCAGUUAAACAUCAUCAUAAUCCAGGCUUUGGUUUUCAAAUCUUCAGUUUGAUAUAUUAUAGAAUCUAUUUUACCUUGAAGGUCUUCAUAAAUUCUCUAGUGGUACAGUACAUUUUUCAGAACACAAGAAAAACAUGGAAAAGAACAGACCCCGCUGUCUCUGGCAUUGAACAUAUCUGUGCGUUUUUCCCUCAGAAAAUGAAACCAUUCUUGAUUCUUCAUUCACUUCUUUCUGAAGUGUCAAGGGUCACAGAUUUGGGCUGAGAUAAAGGUAGACUUGGAAAUGGUUUAUUUUAAUAUACAGUAUCUGAAGGAAAUAUAAAAGCUGUCAUCAUAAACCACAUGUUCAGAGAAUAUUUUGAGGAUGUUUUUAAUGUAUAUGCCUAGUUCCUAAGAUAAAUAAAAGAUGUGCAUGUGUCAGCUGGAAAAUAAGUUCCUUUACAAUUCAAAUAUGGUCUGACAGAUUUUUUAAUUUGUUUUGUUUUAAUUUAUUUUAUUUUUUAUAUAAAAGUUGAUUUCUUUGGACGAGUUUUCCUAUGGUUGUCUGUAGACACAGAAUCAUAUGACUGUAUUGCAAGUCACUGGAAAAUGAAGGGCUAUAAUAUAAAUUUUUAUAGCCCUCAACUAAUUGUGCCUGUAUAAUUUAAUAUUUUGUCUAAUAUAAAACUGAUGUUUUUAAAGCAAAGUUUUAAAGGAAUGGUUUUUAUAGAAAGGCUAAUUUUUAGAUAAAGCAAAAGAAGAUUUUUAAAUAAAGUUUGUUUUAAAGCAAAGCUUUAACUAUAGAUAAGUCCCAUUCUAACAUAUUUUUAUGAUACAAUAAUGUUUUCCUAUCUAACUUCUUCCAUCUUAUUUUUCACAGUAUUUCACAUGUGAAAAGCAUGAAUUAUUUUGUGGGUGAAUAAGUUUUAAUGCACAUUGUACUUUAAGAACACUAGUGUGUAUUUGUUUAGAGUCAAAAUACUGUUCUCUCUACUCAUUCAUUGUACGUUUGUCUUAUUCCAGUGCACAACUUUUCCUUGAAAUCUUGAGUAAUAAAGAUGUGUUGAGGACUAUAAAA
Molecule: messenger RNA, 5928 nt
Organism: Onychostruthus taczanowskii (white-rumped snowfinch)
Lineage: Eukaryota; Metazoa; Chordata; Aves; Passeriformes; Passeridae
Gene: ZDBF2
Product: zinc finger DBF-type containing 2
Exons: 7
Coding region: 277-3534 (1085 amino acids)
Biological process (GO): epigenetic programming of gene expression; genomic imprinting
Molecular function (GO): zinc ion binding; nucleic acid binding
Source: RefSeq, a predicted model, not a curated record